AUGAAACCCCGGGUCAGGGCAUCGAAAGAGGAUUGGCAAGAGUGCAUUGAGACAAUGGGAAGGGAUGGAAAUAUUGUGGAAAAGUUGCGUGAUGAAUUAAAUGUCGAUGCAUUGCAGCUAGUGGCUACAAUGAAGAGCCUGAAGAAAUCGACAAUAGAAAGGCAAUCAGGGAGCGGUAUAAAGGAAGAGGCACGGGAUGGGCCCACAGAAUGGAGCGCGCUCAGGACGCAACUCGAGCACCUCCGCAAUUCGUUUGGAACUGGGAUCAGCCAGCACAGUAGUGCGUCGUUGCUCAGUCCGUUGGACUAA
Haemonchus placei is the source of this 309-nucleotide messenger RNA. The record is from the annotation of a GenBank genome assembly. Lineage: Eukaryota; Metazoa; Nematoda; Chromadorea; Rhabditida; Trichostrongylidae.